Boleophthalmus pectinirostris (great blue-spotted mudskipper) is the source of this 1453-nucleotide messenger RNA. It is a transcript of the gene entr1, whose product is annotated as endosome associated trafficking regulator 1. Gene Ontology annotation, biological process: positive regulation of protein localization to cilium; positive regulation of cilium assembly; regulation of cytokinesis. The record is from RefSeq and is a predicted model, not a curated record. Bases 122 to 1045 code for a protein of 307 amino acids. Lineage: Eukaryota; Metazoa; Chordata; Actinopteri; Gobiiformes; Gobiidae. The transcript is spliced from 10 exons. Gene Ontology annotation, cellular component: recycling endosome; centrosome; early endosome.
UUCCGGGUGCAACAUGGCGGAGUGACGCGGAUCAGGCAGCGCAGCGGGACGGGCCGGUUCGGACUCGGUUCUGAGCAGGUUUUUAUUGUUUUUUUAUCGUUUUUUUUAUCGGAACCGAACCAUGUCCAGACCGCGGAGCAAACAGAAAACCCUGAUCAUCACCGAAGAUGAGGAGGAGGAGGUUCUGAAGGAGGAAGAGCAGAACCCAUUUUCUUUCAAACAGUUCCUUCGAUCCAAAAACCUGGACUCAGACCAGGACCAGGACCAGGACUCAAAUCAGGAGGAGCAGACGUUGGACGAGUCGGAUCCUCUGGACCAGAGUCUGGAGGGGGCGUGGGGGCGUGUGUGGGCGUCAGGAGGCGGGGUCACGUCGGCGUCAGAGGGCGAAGAAGAAGAAGAAGAAGAAGAGGAGGAGGAGGAGGAGGAGGAGGAGGAGGUCACCAGAUUUGACUCCCACCCUGGUGAUGAUGAUGAAGACUCGAGGCAGAGUUAUGAAGGCGACGAUGAGACGUCCACCUUAGACCCACACAAGUCCAGGACCAGACCCAGACCCAGACCCGGAUCCAGUCUACAGCAGGUGAAACAGGAAAAUGAAGAACUGAAGAAAAUCAUCAGAGACCUGAGAGAGCAGUCCAAGAGGGACCAGACCAGGGUGGAGGAGUUGGGGGCGGAGCUGUUGCAGUGGCGUAUGCGAGACCAGCAGGAGGCGCAAGACCUGGAGACCAUGGUUCAGUCUGUGGAGAACAACUUGAGAGUCAUGACAAGUCGAGCUCUUAAAGCCGAAUCGUCCGUCUCCAAACUCAAGACCGAAGUGAAGCAGCUCCAGACCCGGUUGGAGCAGGUCCAGGCCGAGGUCUCGGGCCUCAGGGCCUCGGAGUCAGAGCUCGUUUUAACGAUGAGACGAAACGCGGCGGCGGCGGCGGAACGACUCCAGGAGACCGCCGCCCACGCCCACCGCUCUGUCAGGACUCUUCUGUCGGAGGCCGAGUCUCUGAGGUUUGUGUCGGAGCUGCUGCAGUCCAUCGACCGGAUGUCGUCUGUGUGAGACCAGGACCGAGACCAGGACCGAGACCAGGACCGAGACCAGGACCGAGACCAGGACCGAGACCGGGUCCAGUCCAAAGAGCCUUACUCGUGUUUUUAUCUGGUGUCCAGUUCCUCAAGUCCAGUGGGACGUGUCAGUAAAUAUUUACUACAGUACUUUUACAGUACUUAUACCUUUGUACUUUUACAGUACUUAUACUUUUAUAUUUUACUACAGUACUUUUACUUUUGUGUAUUUAAAUAUGAAAUAUAUUUUACUUUGUGAUGUCAUCAUGUGCUCAAAGAACCUCCUGAUCAUGUACUGAGUACUAUUACUGCAGUACUGUACUCUGCAGUACUGUACUCUGUUGUGUGUGUGAUCUGAGGCUGUUUCAGAUGUUAAAUUUUUAAAAUAAAUGUGUAAAAAACA